GGGUGAUGGGGUCAUGAGGCAUGGGUUGGGGCCUUUCCCACAUCAGGCUGGGCCCCAGAAUAUGUGGCCUGGGCCCGGAAGGAGCAGUCCCCUUUCUUAGCUUUUUGGGACAUGUUGCCUCCUGCUUCCUGUCUUGCCUAGGGGUGGGGUGGGGCUGCAGGCCUUGGGUCCUGGGCCUCCUCACCUGCUCAGAGAUUGGCUGGACUCCUCUCCAAGAUUUGCCCAGCGAGGAGAAAAGUGAGGAAGAGAAAAUGAAGGAAGAGGACAGCUCAUUCAUCCCAGGCAUUGUUGCCCUCCAGUGGCCACUGAACAAGGCUUUCAGAUCCACAGACACAGUGGGUUUCCUGGAGUCGGAGUUGAAGAAGCUUCUGGGAAUGCAGCAAGAGUCCCGCCUCUGGAAGCUAGGCAGCCAAGAGGGCCGAGAGCUGCUUACCCGGCCAGAGAUCACCCUGGUGGAGUGCCUGCUUCUUGAGGAGAAGGGUGAGAUGGGAAACUGGCCUCCGGAGUGAAGCCGGUGCUGGCCCCGAGUCUGCCCUGCCCAGAUCCCCGGAGCUAGUACAUGGAGUAUGUCUUUUCUUAGGGUACAUCUAAGGAUCCCCUGUGGCCAGCGGGUCUUGAGACACAGUGUCCAUGUGUCUGUAGGAUGGGCCUGCCCCAAAUUCUAUCCCACCCAGCCAACUCAGGCCUGUGAUGUUAUUAAUAAAAAUGUGCUUUGA
Messenger RNA from Pan troglodytes (chimpanzee), 716 nucleotides. Its product is annotated as putative gametogenetin-binding protein 1. Bases 21 to 509 code for a protein of 162 amino acids. Lineage: Eukaryota; Metazoa; Chordata; Mammalia; Primates; Hominidae. The record is from RefSeq and is a predicted model, not a curated record. The transcript has 4 exons.